This is a messenger RNA of Urocitellus parryii (Arctic ground squirrel), 2109 nucleotides long. RefSeq names its product guanine deaminase (gene Gda). The record is from RefSeq and is a predicted model, not a curated record. Gene Ontology annotation, biological process: guanine catabolic process. Lineage: Eukaryota; Metazoa; Chordata; Mammalia; Rodentia; Sciuridae. Gene Ontology annotation, cellular component: cytosol. Gene Ontology annotation, molecular function: guanine deaminase activity; zinc ion binding.
AGGGAGCCAGCCCCUGGGCGCGGCCUGCAGGGGGCAGGCGAUCGCCCGGGGAAGCGGGGGCAGGACGAGGCCGGAGCUGGUGCCCGCUCCGCAGCUGCAGGCAGCCGCMGGGAGCCCCAGCUGUGCCUCUGCCGGUGUGCCCUCCUUAGCCCGCGCUCCCCGCGCUGUGUCCCGCCGCUGACAUGUGUGCCGCCCGGAUGCCUCCCCUGGCGCACAUCUUCCGAGGGACUUUCGUCCACUCCACCUGGACCUGCCCCAUGGAAGUGCUUCGGGAUCAUCUCCUCGGUGUGAGCGACAGCGGCAAAAUAGUGUUUUUAGAAGAAGCAUCUCAACAAGAAAAACUGGCCAAAGAAUGGUGCUUCAAGCCGUGUGAAGUAAGAGAGCUGAGCCACCAUGAGUUCUUCAUGCCUGGGCUAGUGGAUACACACAUUCAUGCCCCUCAGUAUUUCUUUGCUGGAAGUAAUGUAGACCUGCCACUUCUGGAGUGGCUGACUAACUACACAUUUCCUGUGGAGCGGAGAUUCCAGAGAAUGGAUUUUGCUGAAGAAGUCUAUACCAGAGUUGUCAGGAGAACACUAAAGAAUGGAACAACCACAGCUUGUUACUUUGGAACAAUUCACACUGACUCAUCUCUGCUCCUUGCGGAAAUUACAGAUAAAUUUGGGCAGCGGGCAUUUGUGGGCAAAGUAUGCAUGGAUUUGAAUGAUGUUGUUCCAGAAUACAAGGAGACCACAGAGGAAUCAAUCAAGGAAACAGAGAGAUUUGUGUCAGAAAUGCUUCAAAGGAAUUAUGUUAGAGUGAAGCCCGUAGUGACACCACGUUUUUCCCUUUCCUGCUCUGAGACUUUGAUGGGUGAACUUGGCAACAUCGCUAAAACCCAUGAUUUGCACAUUCAGAGCCAUAUAAGUGAAAAUUGUGAUGAAGUUGAAGCUGUGAAAAACUUAUAUCCCAAUUAUAAACACUACACAGAUGUUUAUGAUAGAAACAAUCUUCUGACAAAUAAGACAGUGAUGGCGCAUGGCUGCUACCUUUCUGCAGAAGAACUUAACAUCUUCAAUGAACGAGGAGCAUCCAUCUCACAUUGUCCCAAUUCUAAUUUAUCGCUCAGCAGUGGCUUUCUCAAUGUGCUUGAGGUCCUGAAACAUGAAGUGAAGAUAGGGCUGGGGACAGAUGUGGCUGGUGGUUAUUCCUCAUCCAUGCUUGAUGCCAUCAGAAGAGCAGUGAUGGUUUCCAAUAUCCUUUUAAUUAAUAAGGUAAAUGAGAAAAGCCUCAGCCUCAGAGAAGUCUUCAGACUAGCCACUCUUGGAGGAAGCCAAGCCCUGGGGCUGGAGAGUGAGAUUGGAAACUUUGAAGUGGGUAAAGAAUUUGAUGCCCUUCUGAUCAACCCCAAAGCAUCUGACUCUCCCAUUGAUAUGUUUUAUGGGGAUUUUGCUGGAGAUAUUUCUGAGGCUGUUAUCCAGAAGUUCCUCUAUCUAGGAGAUGAUCGAAAUAUUGAGGAGGUUUAUGUGGGUGGCAAGCAGGUGGUUCCAUUUUCCAGCUCAGUGUAAGAAGUUCUCCUGGGAUGACAUGGCUCUGCGUCUCCCUUGUGCCCAAGCGUGGUUGGAAAGUCACAAUCAGUAYCUUGUUCUUGGGAUGACUAUCUCUUUCUGUGUCUAGUUACAGUAUUCACUUGGUAAACUGCUUGAAGGAAGUGCAGUAAUUCCCAACUCUGGUUGGGAAGUUUCAUAAUUUCAUGAAAAUGUCUCCUUUUUGAGCUGUUCAAAUUUACUUCAAGCUCAAACAGAAGGGGAUAUUAUUGCUGGCCGUAUGUCUAUUAUGAGAUUGAAGUGAAAUCUUUUUCCUAUGUGGAAACGCGAAGAGCAAAGAUAUUCCUGUAAGGUUAGAUAUUUUGAGCUAACGAGUAUGAAAAUUACGGAACUAAAAAUUAACCAGUGACCAUAUUUUUAUGAGGGAACAAAAAUUAGACAGUGAACAAAUGUUGGAAAAAAUCACUUCAGAUUGUGUUUGAAAAUUAUAUGCUGAGCAUAAAGUUACUGAAUUUUAAAAUGUGUUUCUAGAUUGACCUUGUGUUUUGGAAAUUUGCACUUAAUGGAAUUUGCAUUUCACAGA